AUGUCAGUACAUAGGACUGUUCAAAAGCGAUCCAAGACGAACUCAAGCUCGAAAACUGUGCAUGACAACGAUGCGCCGACGGCCGGCGAGCGAAAGCAACAGAAGAAGCUGAUCGUCAAAUUUGUGGCUCGAGUCCUCGAAAAAGGACCGACCGGCCUACGCGCCGAAUUUCAGAGUAUGAAGCGACUCAAUGAUUUUGAGAAAAUGAAAGCGUUCAAGGAAAAUCAAGAAUUUGGAAAGAAUCGUUACAAGGAUGUCGGAUGUUUGGAUAACUCGCGCGUCAAGCUUUUGCCGCCGUGGCCACACGAGUAUAUCCACGGAAAUUAUGUGUCAACAACGACGAACCCGAAACGGUUUAUUUGCACGCAGGCGCCUUUGGAGAAAACAUGCGCCGAUUUUUGGUAUAUGUGCUUGCAAGAGCACGUCGACGUCAUUUUCAUGUUGUGCAAUUUCACCGAGAAGGGCACCAAAAAAUGCCAUGAAUAUUUUCCGACGAAAGAUAAGCCGGACACAUUGAAUUUUGAAGAGAAGGGAAUGAAAAUCACUGUGAAAUACGAGUCGUCGAGAAUGGUGAAAUUCAAGGGAAAAGACAUCAAGGCGAAAGUUUGCGAGACGGCGUUGACGGUUGAAGGUCCCGAAGGAAUGAAUGGUCGCGUCACUCAUUAUCACUGGAUUGAUUGGCCCGAUCGUGGUGUUCCGCCGGCGGAUUUGGCGAUUAUUGAGCUGCUCGAGAAAUCGCGAAAAUCGCAGGGUCCCAUUGUUGUUCAUUGCUCGGCGGGAAUUGGCCGCACUGGAAGCGUUGUGAUGAUUGAAUACGUGAUGGGACAAAUUUUGUCGGGACAACAAAUCGAGGAGACCGACAAGAUAUUGUUGAAGAUUCGCGAGCAGCGGAACAACUCGGUUCAAACGGACCAUCAAUAUUUGUUUGUGCACCAGGUGCUCAUGAACUAUUUCCGUCAGCGGAAACUGCUCGACUCGUCGGUUGAAGGCCACCAUGAUGAUUUCACCAAAGUGUAUUUGAAAUUGGUGAUUUGA
Caenorhabditis bovis is the source of this 1035-nucleotide messenger RNA. NCBI's taxonomy places the organism in Eukaryota, Metazoa, Nematoda, Chromadorea, Rhabditida, Rhabditidae. The record is from the annotation of a GenBank genome assembly.